This is a messenger RNA of Rodentolepis nana, 1314 nucleotides long. Lineage: Eukaryota; Metazoa; Platyhelminthes; Cestoda; Cyclophyllidea; Hymenolepididae. The record is from the annotation of a GenBank genome assembly.
AUGGAGGCUAAUCGAAAUGUUUAUUUGUUUGAGACAGUCUAUACUUUCUCAACGAUAGUUUCGAUUUUGCGUCCGUUUAUUUGGCGUACAUAUUUCACGUCUGGUGCCAUGCAGGUACAAAGUAGGGCUCGCAUCUACGCAGAUGUUAACUUGAAUAAGCCCCGUGAAUACUGGGAUUAUGAAAACUAUACCAUAGAUUGGGGCGACCAAGAGGAUUAUCAGAUUGUUCGAAAGCUUGGUCGCGGCAAAUACAGUGAGGUCUUUCAGGGCAUUAAUGUCACAAACAAUACAAACUGUGUCAUCAAGAUUUUAAAACCCGUCAAAAAGAAGAAGAUUCGCCGUGAAAUUAAAAUCUUAGAAAAUCUCAGAGGAGCAGAGAACAUCAUCACACUUAUGGCUGCAGUUAAGGACCCCGUGUCACGCACACCAGCUCUCAUUUUCGAAUAUGUUGACAAUAAGGAUUUUAAGGAUCUCUAUCAAAAUCUCUCAGACUAUGAUAUUCGUUAUUAUAUGUACGAAUUGCUCCGAGCCCUAGACGCGUGCCACAGUAUGGGUAUUAUGCAUCGUGAUGUUAAACCUCAUAAUGUUAUGAUCGAUCAUCCAAUGCGAAAGUUGCGUCUUAUUGAUUGGGGUCUCGCUGAAUUCUAUCAUCCUGGACAGGAAUACAACGUGCGCGUGGCGUCUAGAUAUUUCAAAGGACCUGAAUUACUUUUAGAUUAUCAGACUUAUGACUAUUCACUUGACCUGUGGUCUCUUGGAUGCAUGUUGGCUAGCAUGAUUUUCAAGAAGGAACCGUUUUUCCACGGUCUUGAUAACUAUGAUCAGCUUGUGCGUAUUGCAAAGGUUCUUGGAACAGCCGAGCUCUAUGAUUACGUUCGCAAAUACAAUAUAGAGAUGGACCCUAGAUUCAACGACAUUUUGGGUCGACAUGGCCGUAAACGUUGGGAUCGUUUUAUCACAGCUGACAGCGAGCAGUUAGCUACUCCUGAUGCUAUUGAUUUGCUCGAUAAACUACUUAGAUAUGAUCACCAAGAACGUCUCACUGCUAAGGAAGCAAUGGAGCACGAAUAUUUUGCAGAAAUUCGGAAAGCUCGAGCCGAUGGUAGUAUCAAUUCUUCUAUUCCCAACAAUGGAAACAAAGAAGGUGUUAACAGUGUUGGUGAUGUGAAGAAUGAAAUUGUCAAUGCUGAACGGACGCUGUUGAGUUGUGCUGUAAAUGUUUCAAGUCUCGUGGUGAUAGCACGUACCUUAGUUUUCCCCUUGUACAUCUAUAUCUCCCCUACCCCCAUAGCCCUCCGCCUUCUUACUAAUUAA